AUGUUACCCACGGUCUCGGCGAGACCUACCGUAUCGGCGCAGCCCAGCAACGUUCCGUCGCUAUCGCACCGACCAUCCGCGGCACCCAGCAUUCCGCCAACCAAGUUGUCCAGUACGGCGCCUUCGGAACCGCCUACCUUGCUCCCUUCCAAUCCGCCUUCGUUCUUUCCGACCGUAUCGCCGGCCCCGAGUCAAACACCGUCCAAUCCCCCGAGUCAAGCACCCACCACGUCCCCGCAACCCUCCGCAACGCCCUCCAUCUCGUUGCAACCGACCGUGUCGUCCAAACCAUCGACGGCACCGACAAUCUCGGUACCGCCCACCAAUGAACCCUCCACAACUCCCUCGGAUAUACCCUCGAACAUGCCGAGUUUAUCCCCUUCCGAUGCCCCCAGCACGUUUCCCACCAUUCCA
This is a messenger RNA of Phaeodactylum tricornutum CCAP 1055/1, 414 nucleotides long. RefSeq lists its product with no specific name. Lineage: Eukaryota; Bacillariophyta; Bacillariophyceae; Surirellales; Neidiaceae. The record is from RefSeq and is a predicted model, not a curated record. The transcript has a single exon. The annotation marks the transcript as partial.